AUGGGGACACCAGAAGAGUUAGAUCUAAUGGGUUCCACAAACCAAACUGGGGAUGGUUACAUGACAUUCGAGCUGCCCACUACCAGUCAAUUAAAUGUUAAUAGGUGCCUUUGGGCCACUGCUGACCCUCUUGCAGACUGGUUUCUGAGAAACUACGAGUCCAAAGCAAUUUACCACCAAAUCAACCUCACGGGUCAAGCCCCGAAACGCCUCCCCGGUGGACUACUUGCCACAACAGAAAUCUUUGAUUUCAGCUUCAAUGUGCUCCCCUCCCUCCAGAAUUCAACCUUCUCUGAUCUGAAUUCUCUUCUCUACUUGGACUUAACGAGGUGUCAGAUCAGCUGGGUGUAUGAUGGUGCCUUUCACAGCAACAGGCAGCAGAAGAGAGUCAUGCUGAUGGUAAACUUGCUCAUAUUUCUGUCUGACACAGCAUUUGCUGGCCCACGUUUGCUGGAGCAUCUAGCACAGACAGGAAUAACAAGUACAUCCUUCAUUCCAGUGAUAAAUCUUGACAGCUUAGGUAUCCUCAUCUUGGGCAACCACAUCUCUUUACUGCAGCUUCCCUGCAACUUUCCCACUCAAAACCUCAAAUGCCUCAAUUUUCAAAUGAACAACAUACGAGCAAUCACAGCAGAAGAUGCCCAAGCUCUGCAGGAGACCAGCAAUGUAACUCUCAUCCUUAAAGGCAAUGACAUUACAUACACUGAACCUGGAGCCUUUCAAUCCCAUUUCUACGGUUUGGACUUGGUGAGCUAUGCUGACAUCCCUGGGGUCCUGGAGGGGAUACAGAACUCCACAGCCAUGACACUUUGGCUGGGAACAUUUUACGGCGUGGAAAAGGAGCCCUACAUAAGCCCAGACGUUUUACAAGGCCUCUGUAGCAUCUCUGUCAAGGAUCUCUAUCUGCAGUUACAGCACUUUAGAAAUCUAAAUGCUGACACAUUUCAGUGCUUAACCAGGCUCCGAAAGCUGGACCUAACCCAAACCCACAUCCAUGCACUGGCCCCUGGCAUCAGUGGCAUGAGCUCACUAGAGAUGAUUCUCAAUGCAAACUGCUUUGACAGCAACACCAGCUCUGCUGCCUUCCCAUCCCUCACCCGCCUCCACAUCAAGGGUAACCCACAGGUUCUGCAGCUGGGCUCUGGCUGUUUGGAGAAACUGGCAAAGCUCCAACAUCUUGAUUUAAGUCAGAGUCACAUUGAAAGCUCUGACUGCUGUAGCAAAGCACUGAGAGCUUUGAGCAGACUUUGUUACCUGAAUCUGAGCCACAACACACACCUCCAUCUCCAGGACGUGCUCAUUUGGGACAGUGCUAGCCUAGAGCUGCUGAACUUACCCUUCACUCCCCUCUGUAUCAACACGUCACAGAACCCUUUCCAAAAUCUGCAUCUCUUGCAAGUGCUGAAUCUUUCGUCCUCCCACAUUAAUACUAGCAUUCAGCAUCUCUUUCAAGGUUUGAAAAACCUCAUGUUCUUGGACCUUAGUCAAAAUAACUUUGAGUUGGGAAUCAUGCCAAAGACAAAUGGUUCCCUAUCCAAUUUAGAGGUGCUAAUAUUGUCAUCCUGUGAACAGACAGCAAUAGGUAACCAAGUAUUUCACAACCUCAGGAAGCUACAGCAUGUUGAUCCAAGUUACAACAAAUUUACUGCAUUCAGCAGAGAUGCAUUUUCAAAUCUCAAGAGCAUCUAUCUCAGUUGUGCCCAUAACGGGCAAAUCCAUGUCAUACCAGGUGACCAGCUAGUGCCCCCAGAUGGCCAGUGUAUAAUCAAUUGAUGCUACAGCCUUCUGGACUGCCCCUGCUCUAAUAUUGGUUUAAUCACCUGGUACAAGCAAAAUCUGGAUAAAAAGACCCUGAAGGAACAAGGUGCUCUGAACCCAAAUUACUAA
Messenger RNA from Corvus hawaiiensis (hawaiian crow), 1887 nucleotides. It is a transcript of the gene CD180, whose product is annotated as CD180 molecule. Gene Ontology annotation, biological process: B cell proliferation involved in immune response; positive regulation of lipopolysaccharide-mediated signaling pathway; cellular response to lipopolysaccharide. Gene Ontology annotation, molecular function: protein binding. NCBI's taxonomy places the organism in Eukaryota, Metazoa, Chordata, Aves, Passeriformes, Corvidae. The record is from RefSeq and is a predicted model, not a curated record. Gene Ontology annotation, cellular component: extracellular matrix.